Molecule: messenger RNA, 2434 nt
Organism: Podarcis raffonei (Aeolian wall lizard)
Lineage: Eukaryota; Metazoa; Chordata; Lepidosauria; Squamata; Lacertidae
Gene: SH2B3
Product: SH2B adaptor protein 3
Exons: 8
Coding region: 217-1986 (589 amino acids)
Biological process (GO): intracellular signal transduction
Cellular component (GO): plasma membrane
Molecular function (GO): transmembrane receptor protein tyrosine kinase adaptor activity
Source: RefSeq, a predicted model, not a curated record
AGGGGGAAUCUUCCAAGUGCUUCUAUUUCGGUGUUGCACGGCUGCCGUUGCCGCACGUCAAUGCUGCCCUUCCUAGUGCGUGACCAGGAACUCUGCACUCACAAGUGGGGGGGGGCUCCAUUUUUGCACCAGGAGCUUUCCUUCCCAAAUGGGUGGGCCUCCCGCUCCGGCCAGCAAGUCCACAGGUGCUAGUCUGCCACCUGCAAGUGCACCCAAAUGUUUCCGGCCCCUGUGAUGAACGGGCUCCCUGCCCCGCCAGGCGACCCCGCGCACCCCGGCGGCUGGAAUGAGUUUUGCGAGCACCAUGCCAUCUCCACCGCCAGAGAGCUGGCCCGCAAGUACCUCCUCUUUGUCAGCGAGAACCCCCAGCACGAAGUCCUGGCGGCCGAGAACUUCUCCCUCCAGUUCGCCGACCUUUUCCAGCAGUACUUCCGCAACGAGGUGAAGGAUGGCUUUGCCAUGAACCGGUUCCGCAUUCUCCCCUUCAGCAGGGUGCGGGAUUACCGGGAGACUGGCCGGAAGCAGCCGGGGGGCUCCCUCGGGGGCGUCGUGGCCAAAGCCGAAGUGGAGCUGGCUGACCAGGCCGCCAGGGGCCCGGAGGCCCACCCCCGAGGCCUGACCAAGGCCUGGAGCUCGGAGGACCUUGCAGGAACGGCUUCCCCCUUGGCCGCGAGGAGACCCUUUUCCCUGGACCGCCUGAGGAGGAGUUGGCGCAGCUUUUUCCGCAGGAGGUCCUUGGAGCCGGCCCCCGGAGGAGGGGAGAUAUUGGACUCCGUUUCAAAGCCUGGCCUUGCCCGGAAGUUCUUCCCGUGGGCCCUUUCGCAAGACCCCUCUUCUCAGAUUCAGAAAGAGGGCAGUCUGAAAUACUGGAUGGUGACCGAGGCUACGAUGGACAGCGGAGCUUGCUGGCAGAGGUGCCGGCUGGUUUUGCGGAGAGCGGGGGCUUUGGACAACGACGAUUACAUCCUGGAGGUGUUUGAUCCCCCCAAGAGUUCGAAGCCAAAGCUGCAGACCACGUGCUCAGAGAUCCAAGAAAUCCGUCCCUGCACUCGCCUGGAGAUGCCGGACCACGCAGACACCUUUGUCCUCAAGAUGCUGAAGGUAAACACCUCCAUGGAUCUUGUAUUUGAGGCAGGAGAUGACCAGCAACUGCGUUCCUGGAUGUGUGAAAUUAAAGAGUGUCUCCAUCGAGGGUCAGAAGGCGCCGAUGUUGAGCUGAUCUCGGACUCUCACUCGGAGGCUGUGACCGCAAGCCCCACGAACAGCAGCACAGACUCCCUGAACCAAGGGGCGAUGCCACCCAGCCUCCCAGACCAGAACAGCCAGAAGACCGACCACUACCUGACAUCCUUCCCCUGGUUCCAUGGCCCCAUUUCUCGAGUCAAAGCCGCUCAGCUGGUUCAGCACCAGGGCCUUGACGGACAUGGGGUUUUCCUCAUCCGACAGAGUGAAACCCGCAGGGGAGACUACGUCCUCACGUUCAACUUCCAAGGAAGAGCAAAGCACCUACGGCUCUCCCUGACCGAGAGGGGCCAGUGUCGUGUCCAGCACCUGCACUUUGCCUCCAUUUUGGACAUGUUACACCACUUCCAGCGCUUCCCCAUCCCCCUGGAGUGCGGAACGGCCUGCAACGUGCAGCUGUCCAGCUAUGUAGUGGUUCUUCCACAUGCACAAGGCUCCAGCAGCACAGUCCCACUCUCCCCCUCCGUCCACCGCUGCCACCCGGAAUUCAGCCUUGUCCAGCUGAGCCCUUCUAGCUGCCCGCGGAUCCACCUGGCCGACAACCUCCGGCAGAGCUCCUCAGUGGAGCAGAUAUUCCACCUGGUGCCCCCUCCAGAAGAGCUGGCCAGCGGCCUGUGGCCCAGCAGCCACCUGACCAGCCCAUCCGCCACCCCUGCAACGCGCCAGUGGGACAAUGAUUACGAGAUGGACUCACAAGGCAGGUCCCACCUGCGGGCGGUUAACAACCAGUAUACAUCCCUCUGACACAGCAGGAUGGGGCAACAGCCUGCUUUUGCACAAGACUCUGGAUAAAUGUUUCAGAAAGCCAUGGAAAAGACUUGUUCCUCUUGGCUACAGGCUCGUGCUGGGGCGAGGCAGCUGGGUACACUUGCCCCAAGCCUUGGAGGGCUAAGAUGGCAGUGGGGGUUGGGGGGGUGUACCAGGGACCGGCUGCUUUUUUGUUUGAGUUUAUAACUUUAUUCUAACAAGACUCUGCCCCAGGCCUCAGGAAAGCUCUGCACAUGCCUGCUUGGCUGUGUUGGUUUGUAAGAUAGAUUGAUAACGCACUUCACUAUGGAUGUGACCCUUUGAUUUGGCUUAUUAAAUGGCCUCUCUGUUAAGUUUUUUCACUCAAUCCUCUCAUCGGUUUUGCACAUGGCUCUUCCUUUGCUUUAGGCUCCUAGCUUAUUUUUGUUGCUACCGGUACAUACAA